Molecule: messenger RNA, 4096 nt
Organism: Chilo suppressalis (striped riceborer)
Lineage: Eukaryota; Metazoa; Arthropoda; Insecta; Lepidoptera; Crambidae
Source: the annotation of a GenBank genome assembly
UGCUCGCUUCACGAGGGCGGACGCGUUACGGUUAGUUGCACUUUGAUGUGGCCCGUUCUACGUCGCGUGACAUAACGUAACGGAAUAACAAACAAAAAUGUAACAAAAGCUCUGUUCAAUUGAAUGCGGCGCGUGCGAUGAAAGAAGUGUGAGGAGAACAACCUCCUCAGCGACCAGAUGAGCAUUUCCAGUGUGACAGGUGUCGAGUUACAGCCUCGAAAAUUGCUCCCCACGGCAGCCCCGCGCGCGCGUACAUCGCCUACCACAAGCUGGGCGCGGACGGAAUGGAGACUCAGACCGCCACGCCGCACGACUGUGACUGCAGCGUGCACCCGUCCGUGUUCUAUCUACUGGCCACUCUGCUGCUCACCAGCUGUUCGACAGCGAUGCUGUGCGCUGCCAUCAUGACAGACCACUGGGAGCAGGUGGGGUGGGAGCGGGCCGCGCUGGCCGCCCUCGCCAACGCCUCCAAUACGGCGCUCCAGUGGCUGCUGGACGACAAGGUCGUUAAGAUUGAGGAGACUGGCAACAGAAAAGGCGUCGGAGGGACAUUUUUAGUACCUAUGAACGGAGGAAUUUGGACCAUGUGCGUGUCCCUAGAAGAGGAGGAGGUAACAAUGCUGUCCAGAGUUGGGUUUCCCAAACAACCUUUAUGCACAAAUUAUUUAGCUAAUAGUGAUGAAGAUGAACCAAGAGCGGAUUGGCAACAUCGCAUGCAAAAUCUGUCCAUAUCUUGCGCGCUGGUAUGCUUGAUAGUUCUUGGCAGCGCGGCGCUGGUGGGUGCCUUCGGUAUUUGCAAGCACCAGAUCAGUGCUGUUCUCAUUACCGGGGUUAUGUAUUUAUUAGCAGGUCUGUUCGCGAUGUUCACACUGAUGAUAAUCCACUUCAAGCGGAUCCAGCGGGUGUCGACCAGGGGCACUCACAGUGACGACACCAGCGACGGCGUGGUCGGACCCCAGAUACCCGCGUUACCUCUACUGACAGCUAGAGAGUUCUCCACCUCCUGGUCUCUGGAGCUGGGCUGGGGAGGAGUAGCUUUGGCCACAACCACGUCGUUACUUUGGAUAUUACUAUCGAAAAUCAUGAGAUAUAAUCCUAUUUCAACAAUGCUGCUGUAAUGCUUGAACUAUUGGUGUGAGACUUGUUUAUAUUUUGCUCCCAAAUACCAUUACCUUUACCGCUUAGUGUCUGGAGAUGGGAUGGGAGGAGUAGCUUUAGCCACCACCAUGUCACGUUACUCUUAAUUGUCCUUUCAAAAACAUGAUAUAAAACUCUAUAUCCACGAUGCUGUAAUGCUUAAGUUGUGUCUAUAUUUUGACUCCAAACGUCCAUGUUACUUUUACUCACCGCCAGGGACUUCUCAGCCUGAGAAAAGGAAAGCUCUGGAACUGGGAUGGGACUUGAGUAGUAGAAGCUUUAGUCUCUAUUACGUCGUUACUUUAGGUACUACUCUUGAAAAUCAUGAGAUAUAAUCCUAUAUCAACAAUGCUGCUGUAAUGCUUGAACUAUGGGUGUGAGACUUGUUUUUAUUUUGCUCCCUAACGUCCGCGUUACAGUUACUCACCGCUAGGGAAUUCACUCCACCGCCUUAUCUGGAGCUGGGAUGGGGAGGAGUCGCUUUCGCAACUACAACGUCGAUUCUUUGGAUCCUUUUAUCGAAAUCAUGAUAUACAACCCCAUAUCCAUACUGCUACAUAAGCCAUGCCAUGUGUCUUUUGACCUCAAACGCCCGCGUGUCAUUUACUCACCGCCAGGGAAUUUUCCACCUCCUGGUCUCUGAAGCUGUGAUGGGAAUGAUAAGCUUUGGCCACACCACAUCCAUACUUUGGAUUCUCCUUUUGAAAAUCAUGAAAUGUCCACAAUGCUGCUGUAAUGCUUGAGCUGUUAGUGUGAGAUCUGUCUGUCUUUUUGAGCUUUUAUACUUGUUGAGAGAAGUUUGGUUUUAUGAUCUCCUUUAUUAGAUGAUAGAAACCCUUUUUUUAAAACUACGAUUAUACUGUUUAAUUAUGUCACAACUUCUUUUGCGAGUGUGUUAAGACUUGAAUGCUUAGGUACUAAUCGAGUUCCGAAAAUCAUUUAAAAAUUCAACGUUAAUAAUUACUGCCUUAAGUAAGCUUUAAUGUUUUUUCACCGGGUCUUUUUAUCUUUUACUUAUUAUACUUACUUUGCUCAUUAUGAUUAUAAAAUAUAUCGGGAUGUGGUAAAUACAGAGAAUAUGCGGUAAAUGAAAUAUCAUAACUACUCUAUGGUAUCAAAUCUGGCAUGAUUCUCUAAACUUAAAACUAAAUUUAAGAUAAGUCUCUUCGUCCUGUUCGAUUGUAUAGGGAAUGACAAGGAUACACUGUUUUCAAAUUUAAGUUUAGGUUAAGAGAAUUAUGACAGAAUCGACACCUAUAUCGGACAUAAUGAAUUACCACAAAACCUUCGCGUGUUGUCUGGUUACUACCUACCAUUUAAAUCCAAUAACAGUCAAUUAAGCAACGAUUUUAUGAAUCGACGCGGAGUCAAUUUUAUAAUCGGCCAAAGAGCAAUAUCGAUUUAAUAAUAUACCCUUUGAACGUAGCAGCGAAUAGUUAGGUAAAUAUAAAAUAGUCAAUAUACAGUUACCUAGUUCAAUAUUCACAACUAACCUACUACUGAUUUCCAAUCUUCUAUCUAUACUUACCAUAGCUAUCCUUAUAAUUACUAAUGCAUAUUAUCGAUUACUAUAAUAGGGUAAUUACAACGUAAAAUAUAUCAUAUCCUUUAUCCUAUAAAAUACCUAACAAUCUAAGCAAUAAACCGAUAUCUAAUAAAUUACUUAGACAUGUUAAGACUUAGCUACAAGUCAAGGGCUACCUUACCGUACUUAUCAAUUACACAUUUCUGAUAAUCUCGAUGCUAUUUAUUAUUUAAUAAAAAAUAGGUACAAAUAUACUAUGAAAUUAGUUAUACAAAUACACUGCAUAUUGUCAAAUCUACUUUAAUCAACUAACUUUUUUUUUCGCAAUUGUAAGUUCUGAGCUUCGUUUCAUAUUUUAAGAUUUUAUAGCUCGCUCAGUACUUAGUCUGUACAUUUUUGAAAAAACAGGAAAAUAUUAAUUCGUCUGAAAUCGAAAUCAAGGGUUUAAUUUGUCCCAACUUAUAAAAAAAAUGCCGAGCUUGCGACCGUCCAUUGUGAUAGAUGUAUCGUUUUAUAAAUUAAAGCCUCAUAAAUCAUAACAGUCAAGUUGGCUAUAGUUUUGUGUUUUCACAAAAGUAGGUACCUAAUUAUUACGAUAAUAUUAUAUUUUUAUCUAUUUUUAUCUGAGGGAGCUUCUUGCAGAGAAAACGAAUGAUUACAAGAUAAUAUUUCUCUUCUCUUUUAAAAAGGUUGCAUUUAUAGGUAGUUAAGUAUCUAGUAUAUUAAAAAAAAUACCUACUAUAUUGCCCUGGGGUAUUACCUAUAUAUAUUUUUUAAAAGCGGCCAAGUGCGAGUCAGACUCGCGCACAUAGGGUUCCGUACCAUUAUUUAUACAAUAUUAUCACUGUAUUAUAUUGACGAGCGAAAAAAGGCAACAAUAUCACGUUGUUAUAUGGGAUAAUGAUAAUGAAUAUACUUAAAACUAAAUAAAACAUGUUUCAACGGUAUAGAUCCUGAAAAGAAUGCGAAACGUCAAUAAAUAAAUAAAUCAGUGCGUUUAUCGUUUACCGUUGAAACUUGUUUUAUUUAAUGAAUGGUGUGCUAGAAAACCUAAGAAACAAAUACUUACAACUAAAUAUUCUGUGAGUCCGACUUGCACUUUGCCGUUUUUUAUAUGGCAAAUCUCAUGUCUAUCUAAAAACAUGACUACUUGCUGCUAUAGUUAUUCGAUGGAGUAUUAAAUAAUUUCAACUGAUAAUUUUCAAUAUUUUGGGCCGAAUCUUACUUAUUUUAAAAGUUUAUUGCAAAAGAAUGCCGUAAUUAGGUUAGUAAAAAAACUACUACAAAAUGCUAAUGACAUAUAAGCAUGUACGUAUGUCUGUAAAAUUUUUCGACCAAAUAAAUAAUUGUUAAUAAAGAGCGCUUUCCAGUUUAACUAUGCCUCCAGCUGACCCAGCUGUAUCAAAUGUACGGAUAAAUAAAUCAGGCCUAAUC